CUGCAUGCUGGGAUACUAUCAAAAUGGCAGAGGAGAGUGUCUUGUUGUGAUUUCUACGCUCAAAAACAUAAGAAAACUAAUAUUGUAUUUGGUCGCUCGCUUUUUGUUGUUCUUUGAUUUGAGAAACAAACAAAAAAAAAACGACACAACAAGACUCCAAGGGAUUGUCCGCCGGGCUUGUAGAGGUUUUCGUAAUCCAGCCGAAUGAACAGAACGACAGCAAAGCAUCUCAUUGAGCGCUACUUUCGGCAGUUAACUGAAGGCUGUGGGAAUGGCGACUGCAAAAAUCAACUCUGCGCUUCGUGUCAGGAUUUCCAGCCACUGGACAAAAACUCGGCGGCGGUCCGAGCGCUGGAGUUGUGCAAGGUGAAAGCCAAACUCUGCGAGCCUCAUGCUCAUGGUACAGAGCCAGAUCCUCAGCCGGCCGAUCUCACCAAGGAGGACUUUUCAGAUAUCCAUUAUCUCACGGAGAAUACUGUUUUUAUCAUUCUGAGCAUCUGUGAAGACGAAGGCAACUACUCGGCUCUCAUUCGGGUCAUUGGCAGGGUGUUCUCAAACGCAGGUGCUCUGAUAAAAAGUUUCCGUAAGGAUGAACCCAACGCUGCGGAAGCUCUUCCCACAGACGGAGACCGGCAAGAGUCGUUAUCUUCUGCAGACGCCUGCGAGGUGACGGUGGACAUUGACUCUGUGCGGCGGUUCUAUGACAGACUUCAGACCAACGAGCAGGCGGAGUCUGCUCUGGUGAAUGCGCUCGUCUACCUCACUCCUAAUGUGGAGCUCGACCUGGAGUACCUGGAUGCCUACGAAACAAACCCAGACUACCUGAACAUCUUUGUCAUUCUGAUGGAGAACAGCAACCUACACAGCCCCGAGUACCUGGAGUUAGCGUUGCCGCAGCUUUGCAAGGCCAUGAGCAAGCUGCCGGUGGGCGCUCUGGCCAGACUGUCCAAGCUGUGGUCCAAAUAUGACCUCCCGUAUGUUCGCCGCAUGAUGGAGACCUUCCAACAGCUCAUCACCUUCACCGUCGUCAGCCAGGAGUACAACACAGAGAACCUGGUCAAUGACGACGAGACGGUGGUGGCCGCUUGCAAGUGUUUGAAAGUGGUGUUCUAUGCAAGCUUGGUGGGAGGCGACGUAGACGUGGAGCACAACGAAGACGACGACGGUGGGGAGUCCGACUCCGACGAGCUCACCUUGCACGAGCUGCUUGGCGAGGAGCGUCUCUACAAGAAGGGGCCUCAGGUAGACCCUCUGGAGAAGGAGCUGGGUGUCCGACCCAUCGAUAGUAGGAAACCCCUCAUCCCCUUUGAGGACUUUGUCAACGAGUCCCUCAAUGACGUGGUUGAGAUGGACAAGGAUUUCUCCUUCUUCAAAGUUGACGCGGAAACAAAGUUUUCCUUCCAGACAUGCCCCUUUGUCCUCAACGUUGUCACAAAGAACCAGGGGCUUUACUAUGACAACAGAAUCAGGAUGUACAGCGAGCGGCGUCUCACCGCCCUCUACAGCAUGGCGCAGGGCCAGGAGCCCAACCCCUACCUCAAACUCAAAGUGCGCCGAGACCACAUUAUGGACGACGCCCUCAUCAGACUGGAAAUGAUCUCCAUGGAGAACCCAUCUGACUUGAAGAAACAGCUCUUUGUGGAGUUCGAGGGGGAGCAAGGGGUCGACGAGGGAGGCUUGUCCAAAGAGUUCUUCCAAUUGGUCUUGGAAGAAAUCUUCAAUCCUGACAUUGGAAUGUUCACGCACGACGACGACACACAGCUCUUCUGGUUCAACUCGUCCUCGCUGGAGAACGAGGCACAGUACACGCUGGUGGGCAUCGUGCUGGGCCUGGCUAUUUACAACAACUGCAUUCUGGACGUGCACUUCCCCAUGGUGGUCUACAGGAAGCUCAUGGGCAAGAAGGGCACCUACUUGGACCUUUCAGAUUCACACCCGGUUCUAUACCGGAGCUUUAGGGAGCUUUUGGACUAUGGCGGCAAUGUGCAGGAGGACAUGGCGCUCACCUUCCAGAUAUCUCACACGGACCUUUUUGGAAGCCCGGUCUUGUACGACCUGAAGGAGGAAGGAGACCACAUUCCUGUUUCCAAGGAGAACAGACACGAGUUUGUGCAGCUGUACGCUGACUACAUCCUGAACAAGAGCGUGGAGACGCAGUUCCGAGCGUUCAAGAAAGGCUUCCUCAUGGUGACCAGCGAGUCGCCCAUGAAGUACCUGUUCAGACCCGAGGAAGUGGAGAUGCUGAUCUGCGGAAGCCGAAAACUUGACUUCCAGGCCCUGGAGAAGACGACGGACUAUGACGGCGGUUACGACAAAGACAGUCGAGUCAUCAAGGACUUCUGGGAAACCAUCCACUCGUUCGAGGAGGAACAGAAGAAAAUGUUCCUUCAGUUCACCACAGGCACACACAGAGCACCUGUGGGCGGCCUGGGAAAACUGAAGAUGAUCAUCGCCAAAAACGGCUCAGACACUGACAGGUUGCCCACGUCUCACACCUGCUUCAACGCGCUGCUGCUUCCGGAAUAUUCCUCCAAGGAGAAGCUGAGAGAAAGACUCCUGAAGGCCAUCACUUACGCCAAAGGGUUUGGAAUGUUGUGAAAACUUUUAUGUUCAACGUUUUGCUCCAAAAUGAGACCCGCCCUCACAUUUAGAACAACUUUUUUUUCCUUUCUGCAACAUCUUUUAUUCCACUUUUCAUCUUCUAGUCGCCGUGAAACAACUCAGAGCUGCAAGUUCGGUGAACGUUCCCGCAACAAUAAGAUCGUAAAUUAGGCUUUUCACUAAGAAAUAUUUGGUGCUUUACCAAACAAUUCUUUUGCACAUUUCCUACUUCUUUGUUUUGAAGUGUUCUUGAUUGUGCCGUUGAAGCAAGAUGGAGUUAAAUACAGUAGCACCUCAAGAUAGCAGUUUUAUCGUCUCUGUGACAAAACGUCACCAUUUUAACAUGUAACGUUAAAAAUGAAAACAACAUUUUACACCUGGGUGUCUGGAAAGCACAAUUGUUAGCAUUUUAUUGAUAGCAUGCUACUUUUGCAGGUGCACAUCUCUUCAUUAAAUAUUUUGUUACUUCACGCGUUACUUCAUGCUAACGUUAGCAAUGCUAGCUCUUUUAAAGCUGAGUUUGUAGGUGUACACCUCAGUACUUGACACAUGUUCCAGUUUGCAUUUUUGUUUAGCUUUUUAGUUAAUUUAGCUUAGUGUUGUUAAUUUUGUUAUAUUACGAUUGCUAACAGUAAGCUUGCUAAUGUUAGCAUGUUGGAUUAGUACUGUUAGCAUGCUACUUAUUUUAGUUAAUUUGCCAGGUGUACACCUUAGAUUAAUACUGUUAGCACUCUAGCUUUUUUUUUUAAUAGCUAAUUUCACAGGAAUACACCUUAGUGUCAUCAAUUUUUUUUAUUUCAUUAAUGCAGUCAUACAACUUAGUACUGUUAGCAUGCUAGGUAUUUUUUUUUAGCCAAUUAAGCAGGUAUACAACUUGGUGUUGUAAAUUUUGGUAUUUCACUAAUGCUAACUGUAAGUUCGCUAUUGUUAGCAAGUUAGAAUAGGACUUUUAGCAGGCUAGCUUUUUUUUUUAUAGCCAAUUUAGUAGGUAUACACCUUAGUGUUGUCAACUUUAGUAUUUCACCAAUGCUAACUGUAAGCUUGUUAUUGUUAGCAUGUUGGAAUAUGACUGUUAGCAAGCUAGCUUUCUUGUUAAGCCAAUUUAGCAGGUAUAAAACUUAAGUGUAGUAAAGUAUGGUACUUCACUAAUGCCAACUGUAAGUUAGCUUUUGUUAGCAUGUUAGAAUAGUACGAUUAGCAUGCUAGCUUAUUUUUUUUUUUGCCAAUUUAAAAAGUAUACACAUUAUUGUCGUCAAUUUUGGUAUUUCACUAAUGCUAUCUGUAAGCUUGCUAUUGUAAGCAUGCUAAAAUAGUACUGUUAGCAUGCUAGCUUUUUUUAUAGCUAAUUUAGCAGGUAUACACCUUAGUGUCAUCAAUUUUUUUUAUUUCACUAAUGCAAUCAUACAACUUAGUACUGUUAGCAUGCUAGGUUUUUUUUUUUAGCCAAUUAAGCAGGUAUACAACUUGGUGUUGUAAAUUUUGGUAUUUCACUAAUGCUAACUGUAAGUUUGCUAUUGUUAGCAAGUUAGAAUAGGACUUUUAGCAGGCUAGCUUUUUUUAUUAUAGCCAAUUUAGUAGGUAUACACCUUAGUGUUGUCAACUUUAGUAUUUCACCAAUGCUAACUGCAAGCUUGUUAUUGUUAGCAUGUUGGAAUAUUACUGUUAGCAAGCUAACUUUCUUGUUAAGCCAAUUUAGCAGGUAUAAAACUUAAGUGUAGUAAAGUAUGGUACUUCACUAAUGCCAACUGUAAGCUAGCUUUUGUUAGCAUGUUAGAAUAGUACGAUUAGCAUGCUAGCUUCUUUUUUUUUAGCCAAUUUAGCAAGUAUACACAUUAUUGUCGUCAAUUUUGGUAUUUCACUAAUGCUAUCUGUAAGCUAGCUAUUGUAAGCAUGCUAAAAUAGUACUGUUAGCAUGCUAGCUUUUUUAUAGCUAAUUUAGCAGGUAUACACCUUAGUGUUUUAAAUUUAGUUAUUUCACUAAUUCUAACUGUAAGCUUGUAAUUGUUAGCAUGUUGGAAUAGUACUGUUAGCAUGCUAGCUUUUUAAAACAUAUUUCUUAGCAAAUUUAGCAGGUAUACAACUGUGUCAAAAAUUUUGGUAUUUCAGUAAUGCUUAUUGUUGUUAGCAUGUAAGAAUAGUACUGUUAGCAUGGUAGCUUUUUUUUUAGCCAAUUAUAGCAGGUAUACACAUUAGUGUCGUCAAUGUUGGUAUUUCACAAAUGCUAACUGUAAGCUUGCCAUUGUAAGCAUGCUAAAAUAGUACUGUUAGCAUGCUAGUUUUUUUUUAUAACUUAUUUAUCAGGUAUAUACCUUAGUGUUGUCAAUUUUGUUUUUUCACUAAUGCUAACUGUAAGCUUCCAUUUGUUAGCAAGUUAGAAUAGUAAUGUUAGCAUGCUAGCUUUUUUUUUGUUUUGCCAAUUAAGCAGGUAUAUACCUUAGUGUCAGCAAUUUUGGUAUUUCACUAAUGUUAACUGUAAGCGUGUUAUUGUUAGCAUGUUGGAAUAGUACUGUUAGAAUGUUAGCUUUUAACAUUGUUAUUUUUUUAAACCAAUUUAGCAGGUAUACAACUGUGUCGUAAAUUGUGGUAUUUCAGUAAUGAUUACUGUUGUUAGCAUGUGAAAAUAGUACUGUCAGCAUGCUAGCUUUUUUUUCAGCCAAUUUAGCAGGUAUACACCUUAGUGACGUCAAUUUUAGUAUUUCACUAAUGCUAACUGUAAGCUUGCUAUUGUAAACAUGCUAAAAUAGUACUGUUGGCGUGCUAGCUUUGAAUUUUUUUUAAGCUAAUUUCACAUAUAUUUUUUUUGUUACUUGACCUGGCCAUCGUGCUAACUGUUAGCAUUUCUGUUCGGCUUUGGCUCUUCAGCAUUCACACAAAAUACUAUUGAAAUGGCAUUUUCUAGUACUUUGGAAAAACAAAUCUAUAUGUUGUACUAGUUUUGCAAAGUGAAAACUGCCAAAAUGGCCCCCACAGCCUUCGGUUUGUCAGUCCGUGGCCCUCAGUGGGGACCCCUGCUUACAUAUUGUAUGGAAAACAACUCGAUAGAACGUAGCACAAGCAAGUUCAGUAGUUUUAUGAAGUAAUGUAAUAGUAAAGCACAGUAUUUACUGGAGAGGGGACUUCUACGGUAUCUCCUUUCAGCAGCUUCUCAAUAUUUUCAUGGAUAAAUGUUACAAUAUUAUUGUUAAUGUCUUUGGCUGUCUUUCACGCUCAAAAACAGUUAUAUAAGCUAUAUUAGCCGAGAGACAGCUGCUAUCUCGAGGUGUAGCAGUAUUUCACCUCACUUUAUCGGUGCUGUUUUCCGUGUUUGGAUCAUCGACGUUUUAGAAGUGACGCAAUGCAUGCUGGGUAGUUUACUCAUUGCGUCACCUUUGUUAUUAUGAACAAUUUAUUCCUUGUGCUUUUUUUUUUUGCAUGCGGACAUCGUCCUUGUUUAUGAGUUGAGGUCUUAGUCGAUGUGGUCAAAAAAUAUAUCACGAUAUUUUGUCCGCCAACACGUCUCAGGUCAAUUGGAAUUGUGCAACCACGGAGAAAACUGUGACGCCAAAGUAAUAAAAAGUCAAAAGAUGUG
Molecule: messenger RNA, 6169 nt
Organism: Nerophis ophidion (straightnose pipefish)
Lineage: Eukaryota; Metazoa; Chordata; Actinopteri; Syngnathiformes; Syngnathidae
Gene: ube3a
Product: ubiquitin protein ligase E3A
Exons: 11
Coding region: 205-2598 (797 amino acids)
Biological process (GO): protein polyubiquitination
Molecular function (GO): ubiquitin protein ligase activity
Source: RefSeq, a predicted model, not a curated record